Messenger RNA from Durusdinium trenchii, 1076 nucleotides. Lineage: Eukaryota; Dinophyceae; Suessiales; Symbiodiniaceae. The record is from the annotation of a GenBank genome assembly.
GCCGCUUGAAGACGACCGACUGGACGGCCGACUCUGCUGCUAAGCUGCUGUGGUCUUUGGCAAGAUAUGGGAAGGGCGAAGAGAUCCAGAAGCACAAGCAGGCCGUGGCGCGUGCCCGCCUUCAGAAGCGCACCGGGGAUUUGCAGUCCGUGCACACCGAGGAGAGUGAUGGCUUGCUCUUCCAAAUCGCCACGCGCCGCGUCAUCGACGAGAUCGACCGCUUCCCCGUCUCGCUCCUGGCGGAUAUCAUUUACACCCACCAUGAGAUCGGCAUCAAGAACGAGCGCCUUUUCCGAGCAGCUCGGACCCAAAACGGCUUGAACUUGAACCACGCGGCGGCACGCGGCUGGUGGUAUGGAAGGUCCCCCAUGACGCCGGCGUUGCAACCUGAGGAAAGUGGAUUUGACAUGUUCUUUAGGACCAUGGCGGUGGUCCAAAAGGGCGACUUCCUCAGGCCUUCCGAUAAGCCCAAACCGCAGGGCAAGAAGACCUACGACAAGCCCCAGGCGCCGGAGCGAACGCAGAAGGGUCAACGUUGGCUAAGCCGGAGCGAACUGGCCGAGCUGAUCCAAACCCUCAGGAAGGCGGUGCCGCAGUACUAUCCGGCAGCGCGGAAGGCGGAGGACGCGCAGGAUCGCGCGCGCGCCCAGUGCGUGGUCUUGGGCCGCGACGUCUUUCACCUGCAGUCCGGUCUUCAUGAUCAGAAGGAGAAUCGGGAGCUCUUAAGGCAUGUGGAAGGUUGGAAGGACCUCGGAGGCCCCAAGGCCCUGGAGGCGCCCUCGCCAGCCUCGCCGCCGGCCUCGCCGCCGGCCUUGCCGCCGAAGACGCCCCAGACGCCCAAGACGUCCGCGAGUCCGGCGGGGCCGGCGUUCUCGCCGCCGAAGACAGCGGAGAAGCGUCCCGGUGAACAGGAAGAGGACCCUGCUGCAAAGAAGUCCGGCGGCGCCCACUGCAAUCGAGCGAUCACGUUGGAGGCCGAAAAAACAAAUGUCAACAGAGGAGAAGGAGCGUUGUCAGAAGCUACUGGAGACAUUGAAAGAGAAGGACAUUUGCAAGGACUGCUUCUUCAGCAAUGA